Messenger RNA from Seriola aureovittata, 1488 nucleotides. RefSeq names its product anaphase promoting complex subunit 10 (gene anapc10). The record is from RefSeq and is a predicted model, not a curated record. Lineage: Eukaryota; Metazoa; Chordata; Actinopteri; Carangiformes; Carangidae. Gene Ontology annotation, cellular component: anaphase-promoting complex. The coding region runs from base 157 to 717 and encodes 186 amino acids. The transcript has 6 exons. Gene Ontology annotation, biological process: protein K11-linked ubiquitination; anaphase-promoting complex-dependent catabolic process.
CUGAUGACGUCGUAAAGACGCGACCUAGACUCACCAAAGUGGGAGAUUCGAAGUGGCUAGCGAAGCAAAACGGGUUUGAGAUCGAAUUGUGCCGAACCCACUCACGUCCCAUGAAUUUACACAAGACCCUGGAGACUUUUACCAACCUUCAUUAGGAUGGCCACCCCGAGCAAGACACCACCCGGUGCCGACCCAAAGCAGCUGGAGCGGACGGGGACGGUCCGGGAGAUCGGGUCUCAGGCGGUGUGGUCCCUCUCCUCCUGUAAACCAGGUUUUGGAGUCGAUCAGCUGAGGGAUGACAACCUGGAGACUUACUGGCAGUCAGAUGGAUCCCAACCUCACCUGGUCAACAUACAGUUCAGGAGGAGGACAACAGUGAAAAUGCUGUGUAUUUAUGCUGAUUAUAAAUCUGAUGAGAGCUACACACCCAGUAAGAUCUCUGUCAGAGUGGGCAACAACUUCCACAACCUGCAAGAAAUCAGGCAGUUGGAGAUGGUGGAGCCCAGUGGCUGGAUUCACAUUUCUCUGAUGAACCAGCGGACAAACGAGCCGAUCAGCACCUUCAUGAUCCAGAUCGCCGUCUUGGCCAACCACCAGAACGGCAGAGACACUCACAUGCGGCAGAUUAAAGUCUACACGCCGGUGGAGGAGAGCUCCAUCGGCAAGUUCCCGCGAUGCACCACGGUCGACUUCAUGAUGUACCGCACGAUCAGGUGAUCUGGACUGACAGGUGACCACCUGACCUGACCCUCUGUGCCCCCUGGGAAAGUUUGGGAAUCACACAAAAUGACACAGACUGAUUAUCUGGAGCUGCUGCUGUGUUUCUGACGUGAUGCAGAUUGAUUGAUUCUAUUCUGAAUCCAAAAUCGAUCGUUCUUACAUUGGUUAUGAUUAAGGUUUUGUCAAAUGUGGCUUCUUAAAAGUGCAGUACUGACAUUUUAAAUUCAAGCUGCCUAUAUUUAAUAUAUUUAAAUUUGACUUUAACAAGAGUUCAGUGUUUUUCUUUGUAGUUUCUUCCUACAUGAUCAAAUCCCUCCAUCACAUGAUAUACUGUCUUUUUUUACACUUCUAUAUUUGUAUGAAUAAAAAAAAAAAAAAAACAGGUAUAUAACGUGUUACUUCAUGGAUUAAUUGCCAAUAGAAAGAACAUCAGAUUUGGUUAAACAGCCACACAGAGGACUUUGAUUUGUUUGUGAGAGAACUUUAAUGUCUCAUGAUGGUUUAAAAGCUGAUUCAGAGACUUUUCCAUCAUAAAAAUAAGAAAAUUCUGGAACAAACACUGAUUAUUUUUGGGUGUUUUUAGCAUUAAAAUGGUCAAAUUUAAAGAUAUUAAAUAUGGCACAUCAACCCAGCAGUGACAGUUUAUAUGUUGUGAUGUCUGAAGAGUUCAGCUCCUUAAAGAAAUGUGGCAGCACUUUUGGAGAAAAACCAGCUCCGACUUUAAUAAUGUGGCUGUUUGUAUGAAAGUAAAGCACAUUAUCAGCUAUU